CACAUUCCUCCGAGGAUUGUGGCCGGGGGUUAGCAGCGAUUAGGUUCUUUAUGCUUUUUCACGUGAGACCUCCUUUAUUAUAAGACAGUUUGUAGGAAGGAGGUGAUUUGACACCCGGGGAGGAAAGGAGCCGCAGGGCUGAACUUGCUGACAUGGGGACACACACAUUACCAGAGGGAUUCUCGGAGUUUGAUAUGUUUGCAUUCGGCUCUGCUCUUCUUGUUGGGGGCUUGCUUGGAUUCUUCCUCAAUGCCAUCAGCAUCCUGGCCUUCCUCAAAGUGAAGGAGAUGAGGAAUCCCAGUAACUUCCUGGUGUUCAAUCUGGCAUUGGCCGACAUCAGUUUGAAUCUAAAUGGACUCACAGCUGCUUAUGCAAGUUAUCUCAGGUACUGGCCGUUUGGUCAAAGUGGUUGUGAUUACCAUGCUUUCCAGGGGAUGAUAUCAGUUCUGGCCUCUAUCAGCUUCAUGGCUGCCAUAGCUUGGGACCGAUAUCACCAGUACUGCACCAGACAAAAGCUUUUCUGGAGCACAACCCUGACGAUAACCAGCCUCAUCUGGAUUCUCUCCAUCUUCUGGUCCGCUCUUCCACUCAUGGGAUGGGGCGUGUACGACUUUGAACCCAUGAAGACGUGCUGCACGCUGGACUACACCAGAGGGGACAGGGACUAUAUCACCUACAUGCUGAGUCUGGUGCUGCUGUACCUGCUGUUCCCAGCUUUCACUGCCAUGUCAUGUUAUGAUGGCAUCUACAGACAGUUCAAGAAGGUUCAUCAUCACAGGUUCAACACCAGUUUGCCCUUGAGAGUGUUGCUUAUGUGCUGGGGUCCCUACAUCGUCAUGUGUGUCUACGCCUGCUUCGACAACGUGAAACUCGUCUCUCCAAAGCUGCGAAUGCUGCUUCCAGUUAUUGCAAAGACAAACCCCUUCUUCAACGCUCUCCUCUAUUCAUUUGGAAAUGAGUUCUACCGAGGCGGCAUUUGGAACUUCCUCACUGGACAGAAGAUCGUCCAACCAGACGUCAAGAAGUCAAAAUGAAAAUGAACCUCAAAGUUCUGACAAGCAACAAGACCAUCCUCAGCUUUUAUCAUAGGUUCUUCCUGUUUCCACACUAAGAUGUUUCAAACCAAACGUUGUAGUAUCAUUUACAGUAGAUGUUAGUUCCUGGACAGUGUUUCUGUUUGCAGCACCUCAUGCUGGAUCAGUGCAGAUGAAGCUGAUUCUUCCAGCUUGUCUUCAUGCUGGACAUCUCCUUCGUACCGAUUUAACUCAGUAAAGAAACGCUGCUGCUUGUCUGCUGAGUGCUCUGUCUUAAAGCUGAUGAUGUAACUUGUGUCUAAGAGGAGGAAGUGUUUACUCUUAAGACUGUAUUAUGCAAUUACACCUGAGGCAAACUGAACAUAAUCACUUUUCAAGGUCCAGUAACUGAUUAACAGAUUCUCAAAACUAAGAACAAAUCAUUUUAGUGUAGUCUGUGUAAAAUCUCACUUUAAAAAUCUAUCUCAAGUUAAUUUUGAGACUUUUUUUAUUACAAUUUUACAUUUUUGAUCAUGAGAAUGUGUAUAAAUGGUGGACCACUAGUCUAGUGAGAGUUUGGGAUAAAAAUCAUGGAACAUAAAACCAGUGUGGGGGAUUAAAUCUCAGCUGACUUGGCUCUGAAAUA
This is a messenger RNA of Nothobranchius furzeri (turquoise killifish), 1659 nucleotides long. It is a transcript of the gene rgrb, whose product is annotated as retinal G protein coupled receptor b. NCBI's taxonomy places the organism in Eukaryota, Metazoa, Chordata, Actinopteri, Cyprinodontiformes, Nothobranchiidae. Gene Ontology annotation, molecular function: G protein-coupled photoreceptor activity. The record is from RefSeq and is a predicted model, not a curated record. Gene Ontology annotation, biological process: cellular response to light stimulus; phototransduction; G protein-coupled receptor signaling pathway. Gene Ontology annotation, cellular component: plasma membrane.